AUGGCGGUCGGCAGCGGCCCCGCCGGGCCCGCGCAGCCCCCGCUCCCCCGCGGGAGGGUCCCGGCUGCCCUGGCCCGGGAGCGGCUGCUGCAAGCGCGGGCGGCGGGGCCGCGGCUCUGCCUGGACCUCGGUGUGGCCGGCGGCAUGACCGAGAAGGAGAGCGGCCGCCUGGCCUCGCAGAUCCGCCGGCUGUACGGGGCGAACCGCCGUGCCGCCCGCCCCUUCUGGUUGUGCCUGACCGAGUUCGCGGCAGGGACGCCGAUCUACGAGCAGUGCCUCCGCAUGAACGACGGCUUCGCACGGUACCUGAUGGAUACAACUCCAGAGAGUUACCUGGACCUAUUUCCUUUGGAUGCCAUUGUUUAUCUCACUCCUGACUCUGAAAAUGUCCUUGAAGACAUCAAUCCGGAUAAGGUGUACGUGCUGGGAGGGCUGGUGGACGAGAGCAUUCACAAGCAGCUGACCCUGCAGAGGGCACGGGAGCAGUGCCUGCAGACAGCCCGACUCCCCAUCCGUGAGUACAUGGUGAAAGCCCCCAACUCCAGGAACUACCACUCGGAGACACUGGCCAUCAACCAGGUCUUCGACAUCCUGUGCACCUACUACGAGACGCAGAGCUGGCCAGCGGCCCUGAAGGCUGGAGUCUCUUCUGGAAAAGGCUUUGUGCUACGGGAGGGAGCAGAACGGGUGGAAACAGCCCAGCACAGCACCGCCCAAGGAAACUCUUUAUUUUGUGAAGAGCUGCACAGGCAGGAGGCACCAGCGUGACUGGGCACAGGGAGCACAGUCGCUUGUCAGAGCAAGGGACCUUUCCAGAGCAACACCUUCUACCUCAACAGUGCCACGCCAGACAAUCUUCAUCCCCCUGGGCAGGGAACAAGAGCUGGUGGAGCCUGGGAUCAGUGAAAACUGACGUGAAUUCAGUUUUGCUUCCUUGCAGCUGUUUGUUUGUGACUCCUGCACCUCCACUUGUUGUGGGAUAGGGAGGAGAGCUCUGAUGUGUUUCCUUCAUUUUAGUUAAACAGUGAGUAAGGUGAAGUUAGGAUUGCAAAGCUUAUGGGAGAGGAAAAUCCCUUCCCAUGGGACAGGACAGUGCUGCUCCCACAGGAGAAUGCAGGAUGGGAGGCAAGGGCACCAUGUCCCAACAACUUAAACCCAGUUGAAGACUUGGUGAGUUGUUGAAGCCUGUAGCUAGUUCUGUGCAUCUAAUCUAAAAUAAAACGUUUAGAUCCCCA
This is a messenger RNA of Corapipo altera (White-ruffed manakin), 1235 nucleotides long. It is a transcript of the gene TRMT10B, whose product is annotated as tRNA methyltransferase 10B. Gene Ontology annotation, cellular component: nucleoplasm; nucleus. Gene Ontology annotation, molecular function: tRNA binding. The transcript has 6 exons. The record is from RefSeq and is a predicted model, not a curated record. The coding region runs from base 1 to 768 and encodes 255 amino acids. Gene Ontology annotation, biological process: tRNA N1-guanine methylation. NCBI's taxonomy places the organism in Eukaryota, Metazoa, Chordata, Aves, Passeriformes, Pipridae.